GUCCCCGCGAAUCCCCGCCCCGGCCUGGCGCCGUCCUGGGCGGGAGGAACGCGCCGCGAGGCGGGAGAGCGCGGCCAUGGCGGGGCCGGGCGUUCCCGGCGCCCCCGCAGCCCGCUGGAAACGCCACAUUGUGCGGCAGCUGCGGCUUCGGGACCGUACGCAAAAGGCACUUUUCCUGGAGCUGGUGCCGGCCUAUAACCAUCUCUUAGAGAAGGCUGAGCUGCUGGACAAGUUCUCAAAGAAGGUGCAGCCGGAGCCAAACAGUGUCACUCCCACCACCCACCAGGGCCCCUGGGAGGAGUCAGAGCUUGACUCAGACCAAGUCCCAUCACUGGCCGCACUGAGGGUGAAGUGGCAGGAGGAGGAGGAGGGGCUCCGGCUGGUCUGUGGUGAGAUGGCCUACCAGGUGGUGGAGAAGAGCGCGGCCCUGGGCACCCUGGAGUCGGAGCUGCAGCAGAGGCAAAGCAGGCUGGCGGCCCUGGAGGCCCGCGUGGCGCAGCUGCGAGAGGCGCGGGCGCAGAAGGCCCAGCAGGUGGAGGCGUGGCGGGCGCAGAACGCGGUGCAGCGGGCAGCCUACGAGGCGCUGCGCGCGCACGUCGGGCUCCGGGAGGCGGCACUGCGCAGGCUCCAGGAGGAGGCGCGCGACCUGCUGGAGAGGCUCGUGCAGCGCAAGGCGCGCGCCGCAGCCGAGCGCAACCUGCGCAACGAGCGCCGGGAGCGGGCCAAGCAGGCGCGGGUGUCCCAGGAGCUGAAGAAGGCUGCCAAGCGGACCGUGAGCAUCAGCGAGGGCCCGGACACCCUAGGCGAUGGGAUGAGGGAGAGAACCGAGACUCUGGCUCUGGCCCCUGAGCCAGAACCCCUGGAGAAGGAAGCUUGUGAGAAGUGGAAGAGGCCCUUCAGGUCUGCCUCAGCCACCUCCCUGACGCUGUUCCACUGUGUGGAUGUGGUGAAGGGGCUUCUGGAUUUUAAGAAGAGGAGAGGUCACUCAAUUGGGGGAGCCCCUGAGCAGCGAUACCAGAUCAUCCCUGUGUGUGUGGCCGCCCGACUUCCUACCCGGGCUCAGGAUAUGCUGGAUGCCCACCUCUCUGAGGUCAAUGCUGUUCGUUUUGGCCCCAACAGCAGCCUCCUGGCCACUGGAGGGGCUGACCGCCUGAUCCACCUCUGGAAUGUUGUUGGAAGUCGCCUGGAAGCCAACCAGACCCUGGAGGGAGCUGGUGGCAGCAUCACCAGUGUGGACUUUGACCCCUCGGGCUACCAGGUUUUAGCAGCAACUUACAACCAGGCUGCCCAGCUCUGGAAGGUGGGGGAGGCACAGUCCAAGGAGACACUGUCUGGACACAAGGAUAAGGUGACAGCUGCCAAAUUCAAGCUAACGAGGCACCAGGCAGUGACUGGGAGCCGCGACCGGACAGUGAAGGAGUGGGACCUCGGCCGUGCCUACUGCUCCAGGACCAUCAAUGUCCUUUCCUACUGUAAUGACGUGGUGUGUGGGGACCAUAUCAUCAUUAGUGGCCACAAUGACCAGAAGAUCCGGUUCUGGGACAGCAGGGGGCCCCACUGCACCCAGGUCAUCCCUGUGCAGGGCCGGGUCACCUCCCUGAGCCUCAGCCACGACCAACUGCACCUGCUCAGCUGUUCCCGAGACAACACACUCAAGGUCAUCGACCUACGUGUCAGCAACAUCCGCCAGGUGUUCAGGGCCGAUGGCUUCAAGUGCGGUUCUGACUGGACCAAAGCUGUGUUCAGCCCGGACAGAAGCUAUGCACUGGCAGGCUCCUGUGAUGGGGCCCUUUACAUCUGGGAUGUGGACACCGGGAAACUGGAGAGCAGACUUCAGGGACCCCAUUGCGCUGCUGUCAACGCCGUGGCCUGGUGCUACUCCGGGAGCCAUGUGGUGAGCGUGGACCAGGGCAGGAAGGUUGUGCUCUGGCAGUAGGGCCACGAUUUCCCUGCCUGGGCUGGAGCUCUUGCCUGAAGCCUGAAGCUUCCCUCGGCGCCAUGCGGGGUUGGGGUUUGGACUGGAGAUGGCCUUGGGAUUUAAUGGGGAAGAAGGCCUGGCAGCACCUGGCCUGUUUGUUUAAAAACAAAGUAUGGGUUGGGGGAUUACGCUAGUUUUUCUUUGUAUUUUUAUCUCUAUCUUCUCACCUUUUCUCCCAAAGUAGAAAAAAAUGAUAUCUAAA
Symphalangus syndactylus (siamang) is the source of this 2180-nucleotide messenger RNA. It is a transcript of the gene ATG16L2, whose product is annotated as autophagy related 16 like 2. Lineage: Eukaryota; Metazoa; Chordata; Mammalia; Primates; Hylobatidae. Gene Ontology annotation, molecular function: protein binding. Gene Ontology annotation, biological process: autophagosome assembly. The record is from RefSeq and is a predicted model, not a curated record.